AUGAGCUGUUGUAACAGAAGGUGCGGGCUGAUAGCCGGAGCUGUGCUCGGGGCUUUGGUGGCCGUCCUGGGAGGUAUCCUCAUUCCGCUGGGGAACAGCAUCAUUCAGGGAACAGUGGAGAAGGAAGCUGUCAUUGAGCCCGGAACGACAGCUUAUGAAACCUGGUCCGCAGCGGGGACAAAGGUGUACAGGCAGUUCUGGUUCUUUGACGUGAAAAAUCCACUGGAGGUUUUGCAGCAUGGCGCAAGACCAGUGGUAAAGGAGAAAGGACCUUACACAUACAUAACAAGAUAUCUUGCCAAAGACAACGUCACGUUCAAUCCCAAUGAAACGGUCUCCUUUGUGCUGCCUCAAGGAGCUAUCUUUGAGCCAUCCAUGUCGGUUGGACCAGAGGAAGACAAUAUCACUUCACUCAACCUUGGAGUGGCUGGAGCUUAUUCUAUUGUUCCAGUUGAGCUUCAUUCAGCUCUAGAGAUGCUCAUGAAAUUGAGCAAAUCCUCCCUGUUCCAGUACCGCACCGUGAAGGAACUGCUGUGGGGCUACCCAGAUCCUCUUUUAAAAGAUACCAUUGGUCUGUUUGCACCUUACAAUGAUACCUAUGAUGGCACCUACAAUGUCUUCACCGGGAAGGAUGACAUCUCAAAAGUGGGAACAAUUGACAACUGGAGGGGACUCAGGAACUUGCAGUUUUGGAAUGACUCGUAUUGUGACAUGAUCAACGGAACAGACGCUUCAUCCUUCCCCCCAUUUGUGGACAAGAAAAAACCUCUAUAUUUCUUCUCAUCUGACAUCUGCAGGUCUGUGUCAGCAAGCUAUGAGAAGACAGUAAAUCUGAAGGGGAUUGAAGUAUAA
Messenger RNA from Menidia menidia (Atlantic silverside), 852 nucleotides. The record is from the annotation of a GenBank genome assembly. NCBI's taxonomy places the organism in Eukaryota, Metazoa, Chordata, Actinopteri, Atheriniformes, Atherinopsidae.